Kwoniella mangroviensis CBS 8507 is the source of this 1182-nucleotide messenger RNA. RefSeq lists its product as uncharacterized. The transcript has a single exon. The coding region runs from base 1 to 1182 and encodes 393 amino acids. Lineage: Eukaryota; Fungi; Basidiomycota; Tremellomycetes; Tremellales; Cryptococcaceae. The record is from RefSeq and is a predicted model, not a curated record.
AUGGCCACGACACAAAACCCAGAACCAAUACCUCUCUCUUCCCCUUCUCCUGCGCCAACUCUAUCAAAUUCAACUCACAACGUUCUCACUAGUGAUACGACCCUCUCCACCCUCUCGGCCGUUCAUCCCCUCUUACUGGAUAUCCUACGUAUCCUCAUUCCAACAGUCUUACUUCGAGUUUCCAAGACCUUCUACGACGACUUGGUCCCUGGACUAUAUCACACCCUAUAUCUUAAUGAAGGGAACAUACGAGGUAUCUUAGAAGGGUACGACGAUGGAAGUGGAAGGAAGAAGGAUGCUUUGGCACUGGUAAGGGAAUUGACGAUAUGUGAUUUACAAGUAUUAGAAUACCUGUCGGAACUUGAUCCAGAUAUACAAAAUGAUAUACGAAUUGAUCGUUCUCAGCAAACCCAAAUCCAAACUCUCAACGGACCCAUACAGUCACAAUUAUCAUCUGAGAACGAUAAACGUAUCGACAAUCAUCCGGAUGAUGGUAUUCUAUGUUUAUUCCCUAAUCUCGAGACCAUACAUCUUCCCUUCAAAUUCAUCACAUCCCUCAAUCAACUUACCAUCCUAUCCAAUGAGAUUUCCCAUGAUGACGAUCAUCUACACCGCACCAGACGUGUCAAGGCUGAACGUAAACUCAAUUUAUACCCAUUAAUAUUCUCUCGAUAUUUCAAUGCUAGAUUAAUCACUCUUGAUUUAGGUCAAGAGAUAGAUACGGAUUUAUAUUGGGCAUUCGAUUCUACUUUAUUCAAUUUACUUGAUUCGAUUCCUCAAUCUAGAAGUAUGAAUACGAAACUGAGGAUAGAGACGGUGUCACCUCGAGAAAGGCCUUCAAGAGGUUAUAUACCUCAUAAUCUCUUACAAGCUUCGACUAUCCAUUUUGUACCCAUCCGAAAGACCACCGGAGCAGUCGUCGACCCCGCUGCAAAUUCAGGGGAGGCGUUCGUUGGUACAGGUUUAGUGGAAAUAGGGAAGAAUGAAGAUUUGGCUAAAGUCAUAAGAGAUCAUUAUGACGUACAUACCUCUCGACCGUCUUAUCCACCUAUACUGUAUCAUGUGAGGGAUGUGCGAGGGGUGAUUGGGGAGAUGGAGAAGAUGAUGGAGUUGAGGGUUAGAGUGGAACAAGAGUUGUUGGUCGAUGAGGACGAAGGAGGAUUAUUAAGGGAAGAAAAGUAG